Cinara cedri is the source of this 3888-nucleotide messenger RNA. NCBI's taxonomy places the organism in Eukaryota, Metazoa, Arthropoda, Insecta, Hemiptera, Aphididae. The record is from the annotation of a GenBank genome assembly.
UGGCGGAGGGCAACAGAUGACGGUCACGGAGGAAAACAGCUGUUCGUUAUCAACCGCUACGACCGCCGCGGUUAUUGAUAAUGUUUUGUGCAGUGGCUUUACAGUUUUUAUUGUAUGUUGUUGUUAUUUUCGUUUCGUUUUGUUUUGCGUCUUACCCGUUACUUAUUCCCCUUGGGUUUACACACAACAAAAUACGGUCGGUAAAGACACAAUAUCCUCGCCAUGGCUCUCGUGUACAUUGACAAAGAAGCGUGGUAAGAACACAACAAUAACAUUACGCGUUUGAUAUCCGACGGGGCGGAUUAUAUCUGUUUCGUAUAGUAACGCCGAAAGUUUGUAAGCCGUAUACGGUUUUUAAUUCUAAUGGAAACUAUUUCGGGUAGAAAGCAAUGCUUAGAGUUGUAUGUUUUUAAAAAAAAAAAAAAUAGUAAACUGUAAAUCUUCGUUUGUAGAUAGGUUCCCUCUAAAUAUCGGCAAAUUACAAGUAUACAAGGGGAAUUUUAAAUAUUUUCUUAUAAAGUACGAAUCACUCAUGGCAGUCAACUUUUUAAAGACGUUCAUAACAUGUAAUAUUUAUAUCAAUUUUGUUCAUGUAAUUAAUAAAUAAAUAAAAAAUUAAUUUGUAACAAUUGUAUAGUUAAUUAAUAAUUAAUAUUUAACCGAUUAAAUAAUGAGUGGCAAUUUAAUUUGUCCACAAAUGAAAUUAUGUAUAUUUAAACAAUUUUGUAUUUUAAAAGAGGUCAGGAUGUUAGGUAAUAGAAUAUACAAAUAUAUUAUGAUUAUGUGUAUACCAGUUGUAAAUCUCGGUGUAUAUCAGUAACGGGGUUUGUAUCUCGAGUAUUUAAAGUACACACAUGUGUCAUGACAAAAACUUAUUGUGUGUUACGAUUAAUAAAAAUGUAUAGAUUUGAAAAUUUUAUAGAUCUUUUAUUUUAAGAUCUCUCGGAGUUUUAAAAUUUUAUAUAGCAAUUAAAAUAAAUGUAUAAACUAAUAUAUACAUUGUUUUUCCAGGAAAUUUGAAUAUGAAUCGUGUGAGAAGCUGUACAUAGAAAUCGAAGAAUUAUUAGAUAGACAGAUGUUGGAACAGAGAUCUGGCAAAUAUCGAUCUUAUUGUUCACAAAUUCACCAUAGACUUAAACAAUUUCAGAAUGAAGUUCAGCAGUUAUCUAAUAGUCUCAAAAAACUUAGCACAUCUAAUUCUGUGUAUCCUUUGCUAUUUAAAUAUGGUCAUUGUAUUUUUUAUUACCUAAUUUAAUGGUUUACUUCACAAAAGUUGUAACAAUUUUUUAUAAUGAGAAGUUAUCAUAGAUUUUAGAGUAUUUAAAAGGCAGGGUUUGUUCAGAUUAUAUUGUAGAAUAGAUAUAGAAUAUUAGAUAGCUAACUGAUGUUUUCAUUUGAUGCCAGCCGUCAUAUGUGUUGUGGCCAAUGUUUACAUAAUUUUUGUAUCAAUACAGCUCGAUAAUAAUAUGCUAUUGUGAAACAGUUAUGUUAUGAAUGAUGUUUAUUUCAGCCUCGUUCAUUAAUUAAUCAGUAUAGUGAAAUAGGAUACUUCUAUUCAUAGUUUCCCGAUCAAUUUCAUUAACAGUAUUAAAACGUAAUUAAUUUAUAACACUGACUUUCUGGAGUCAGUGGAGGAAAAAUGGAAUGGAAGCUAUUGUUUUAUGUAAAUAUCUAGUAUGCAUAAAAUAAUUAAAAUACAUCACAACAUGAUUUUAAAUCAUAAAAAAUAAGGAGAAAAACAAAACUGAGUAUAAAACACAGUGCAUGUGAUCAAAGAUAAGACACGUGUGAUGAAAUCAUAGAUACUUUAUGAAUGAUAACAAUAGAAGUUGAAAAAUGUAAACAUUGAUCAUCGCUUAUAGGGGUUGGUGUUAAUGUUUGUAUCUUGGUGUAUAAUAAGUUAAUUAUUUAAUAUUCUAUAUCUAUGGAUUAUACAAAGUGAACCAGUCAAUUAUUUAUAUUUAUGAUUUUUCUUGAACCAAAUUGUAGUUAGUUAUAAAUUAUACUACAGUGCUUACUACAUUUUAACAAAAAUAUAAUUUAUGGAUAAGCCAAAAUAGUUGUACCUUGAUUAGUGAUUUCACAUACUGCAUUCAGAGCGUUUUUAGAUUAUAUUUUAUUGAAAAUUAAUUUCUAGAACUGUAUGGUAAAUUUAAGGAGAAACGUCUAAUUAAGUUGUCAACAAAAUAUAUAGACUAUUAUACUAGUCAGCCUCUCAUCCACCAAAAAACGCUAGUGUUAUAUUAAAAAUUGCAUAGUAUCCUUAUUUUUACUAUAGGUAUAUUAUAUUACAUUUCUUAAUGCAUAUGUAUGCAGAUUUUUCUUUGUUUUUUAGUAUAUAAAGUUCCAAAUCUUGUUAAUGAAUAAUAAAAUGUUGGUUCUAUAUUUCAUAAUUAAAAAUUUAAGUUUCAGAUAAUUAGUGUAGUGAAAACUAUAGAUUACUAUAAAAAUCACUGAGAAAAAAAAUUAAUAUGUUUGUAAAAAUGUUUUGUUAUAAUUAAUUAAAAUUAAGCUUAAAAACAAAUGUAUAAAAUUGAUUUCAAAAAUCCUGGGUAGAGAUAAUAAUAAUAAUAAUUAUAGAAGUAUAGCUCCCACGAGUCUUUGAAGUGUUCAUAAUUUUAGCACCCCCAAAGUUGGUGGUCUAGUUGCGCCUAUGGACCUCUCACUACGACUCAAUAAGAUAUCUGUUGUAUCUUUAUGCUUUGUGCAGUUCAGUUUAACAACCUUUUCUGUUGUAUUUAAUCAUUUCCAUUUUUAUCAUCCACAAGAAAAUUAUUUUCGUAUUAAAAAAUUCUAUCACUUUAAUUGUAUCAUAUGACCACAAUAGAUCAAUGCGAACAUAUAGUAGGAAGUAAUUUAUUAAAUGUAAAGUAUAAAUGGAUUCAAGUAGACAAAUAAAUUACAUACAAUGUAAUAGCUUAAAUUAGAAAAUAAUGUAAUCAAUGUGAUAUUUUAUUAAAUUUUCCUGAGUUACUUAUGUCACUUAGCACAUACAGUGAAUUGGAACGGCGUAACCUUAUGGUCCAGUUACUUCAGUCGAAAUUUGUCACAGUAAACCAACGUUAUCAAAGCGGGUAAUCUCAUAAAAAUACAUCACUAUAUAUUUUUAAAAAUGUAAAGAAAAAUUGUUUUAUUUAUUGAUAAUGUUUCUUUCAGAAACAACACCAAUAAAGACUAUCAGGAAUUGUUGAGACCGAGUACUAGUUAUGUAAAACCUAAAAAGGUUGAAACACAAAUUUCUGGUUGGCUAGACAGUGAUGAUGAUGACGAUAAUUAUAAUGAUGUUAAACAACCAUUAAUUAAUACAAAUAUAAAACAACAACAACAAUACUUAGUUAAAGGUAAAGUUUAAAAAUAUUGUAAUAGUGUAUUUUUUAUAUUUUAACAAUUAAUUUUUAUAGAACAAGAUGAUGGGUUGAACGAACUAGCAUCAAUCGUUUCAAGACAGAAAAAUAUAGCAAUCACUAUAAGCAGCGAAGUCGAUCUUCAAAAUGGUUAGUAUAAUACCAAUUGAUUUGCAAAGUACUAAAAAGUAAAUUGUAUUUCAGAGAUAGUUGAUGAUUUGUUGGUGAAAAUGGAUAAAACCACUGUUGGAAUUGAACAUGAGACCAAGGAAGUAGUUCAGAUAUUAAAAAAAGAUUCAACUCGAGGUAUUUUAGUAGUAUAUAAAUAAUAAAUAGUUAAUAAAAUGUAAAAAAAAAAAAAAAAAUGUAUUAAUAUUAUUAACUAUUUUCAGGACUUUGGAUAAUAAUUAUUCUUCUGCUGAUUGCAAAUGUGUUUGUUGCAUUUUCGUGAUAUCCGAUUCUAGACAUCAGCCACUAGCUAUACUCAUGUUAAUAAAUAAACCUACUUAUUGUUAUUUACCAUUUUAUAUUCUUCAUUGAUGAU